This is a messenger RNA of Salvia hispanica, 486 nucleotides long. Its product is annotated as putative E3 ubiquitin-protein ligase RHA1A. Gene Ontology annotation, molecular function: zinc ion binding; ubiquitin protein ligase activity. The record is from RefSeq and is a predicted model, not a curated record. Gene Ontology annotation, biological process: protein ubiquitination. NCBI's taxonomy places the organism in Eukaryota, Viridiplantae, Streptophyta, Magnoliopsida, Lamiales, Lamiaceae.
AUGGGUCUCCUCUUCUACGCAAUAAAAGUUCCCAAAGUCAUCACCGUAGCCUUCUUCCUCAACCUAAUUUCCUACGCCCGCCAUCUCCUCAUCGCCGCCCUCACACAUCUCGGCCUCUACAAGCGCCCGCCGGCGGAGGAAUCGCCCGAAUCCGGCUCCUCCACCAACAAUUACAUCCUGCUUCUGGACAGCUCGUCCCCCUCGCUGGUCCCGAUCCCGGUCCACGUGGUGACCGCCGCAAUCAAGAAGCUGGUCCCCGUAAUCGAGUACGAGGACAAAUUGGGAGAGAAGGGGUGUAGUAUAUGCUUGGAGUGUAUAGAAGGGCGGGAUGAGGUGAGGGAGCUUUGCAAUUGUACGCAUUUGUUCCAUAGGGAUUGUUUGGACACGUGGAUUGAUGAGGGUCAGGUGACUUGUCCUCUGUGUAGAUCCAUGUUGCUGCCUCCUAGAGUUAAUCUUCUCAGAUCUAAUCAAAUUCCUAAUUCCUAG